GGCUGUUAGCGUGACAGAGGGAAUUGUAGUCGAUUGUAGAGAAUAUCGAUGUGUGUGGGUUAAGAACUGUGAUUGGGAGAUACUGGAACUAAACUGGGAGAAACUGGAGCAACAAUGGAAGACUGGGGGACUUGCUCAUUCAACAAAUAGAGGAGAGACUUGCAAGAAGGAGCCCUUUAGUCUGCACCUCCCCCACCUAUGAUAAAGAGACUAACUAAGGAGAGAGUGGAUUGGAUCCUACAAGCACAGUUCCUGAGCUGGCUACCCUGGUAAGUGGCCAUGCCAAGUCCCCAGGAUACAAUGCAGUGAUUUUUCACAAGCAGCAAGAAGUUUGCAGUGUUUAAUGGUAACGCUCCAGCCUAUAGGAUGUUACCAGCGGUGAUUCUGAACUUCCCCACCUGACAGCCAAUGCAACAUUCAUCAGUAUCAUCUGCUAUCCCAUCAUGCUCUGCUCGUGUCGCAGCAAGGCCAAGCUCCUAGUUGUGACAUUGCUGCUGUUGACAACUGUCACUUGGCUCUACCUGUCUGUGGGUGACACAGAAUUCGGUUUUUAUCGCACUUGUAAGACUGGUACCUGGUUUGUAUCUCUCUACAGGAGAAAUCCAUUACAUUUGCACCUGAUCACAGAUUCCGUCGCUUAUCAUAUCCUGGGGAAUUUGUUUCACACAUGGAUGGUCCCUUCCUUGAAGAUAAGUUUUUAUAAUGCAAGUGAGCUGAAGCAAGAGGUUUCUUGGAUCCCCAAUAAGCAUUACUCUGGAAUUUAUGGACUACUGAAGCUCACACUUACCAAGGCCCUUCCCUCCAAUCUCACCAAGGUCAUUGUUUUGGACACCGACAUUACAUUUGCCACUGAUAUUGCUGAGCUAUGGUCCAUCUUUCGAAAGUUCACAGGUCAGCAGGUUCUAGGGUUGGUGGAGAAUCAGAGUGACUGGUACCUUGGCAACCUCUGGAAGAACCAUAAACCGUGGCCAGCCCUGGGACGUGGAUUUAAUACUGGGGUGAUCCUGCUGCUCCUGGACAAGUUGCGCUUGAUUGGCUGGGAAGAGAUGUGGCGUCUGACAGCUGAAAGAGAGUUAAUGAGCAUGCUCAGCACAUCUUUAGCAGACCAGGAUAUAUUUAAUGCUGUUAUUAAGGGAUCAUCAUCUCUGGUUUAUCAGCUUCCUUGCUUUUGGAAUGUUCAGCUAUCAGAUCACACGCGUUCCGAGCAAUGUUACAGUGAACUUGCUGACCUCAAGGUGAUUCACUGGAAUUCUCCCCACAAGCUGCGUGUGAAGAACAAGCACGUGGAGCUUUUCCGGACUCUCUAUCUAACGUUUCUGGAGUAUGAUGGGAGUCUGCUGCGCAGAGAGCUGAUUGGCUGCCCAAAUGGUGAACCGCAUGGGGGGCAAGAGGCUGCGCUGGCACAGCUGGAUGAGGAAGAUCCAUGCUAUGACUUCCGUAGAGAGGGUCUAUCAUCUCACCGUGUUCACCUCUCCUUUCUUCCACAUCAGUCGCCACCUCCAGAUCCCUAUGAUGUUACCCUAGUGGCGCAACUCUCCAUGGACAGAUUGCAGAUGCUAGAGCUGAUAUGCAGACACUGGGAGGGUCCGAUGAGCCUGGCGCUGUACCUGUCCGAUGCUGAAGCCCAGCAGUUCUUGCGUUAUGCUCAGGCAUCUGAAGUUCUACAGUCUCGCACCAACGUUGGAUACCAUAUUGUGUACAAGGAAGGACAAUUAUAUCCUGUUAACCUUCUGCGGAAUGUGGCACUUCGCAAUUCACAGACUCCCUAUGUGUUUCUCUCUGACAUCGACUUCCUACCCAUGUACGGAUUGUAUGAAUAUUUGAGGAAAUCCAUAGAGCAGCAGAGCAUAGCAAGUUCUAAAACCGCUCUUAUAGUUCCUGCCUUUGAAACUUUGCGUUAUCGACUGUCCUUUCCAAAAUCCAAAGCAGAACUGCUCUCCAUGCUGGAUAUGGGGGCACUUUACACUUUCAGAUAUCACGUGUGGGAAAAGGGUCAUGCGCCUACUAACUAUGCAAAAUGGAGGACUGCUACUACGCCAUAUAAAGUAGACUGGGCACCAGACUUUGAACCAUAUGUGGUGGUUAGGCGAGACUGCCCUGAGUAUGAUCAGCGCUUCCUGGGCUUUGGCUGGAACAAAGUAUCUCAUAUAAUGGAGCUGGAUGCUCAGGAGUAUGAACUGGUGGUUCUUCCUAAUGCCUUCAUCAUUCACAUGCCUCAUGCUCCCAGCUUUGAUAUCUCAAAGUUCCGCUCCAGCGAAAACUACCGCGUUUGCGUCCAGAUGCUGAAAGACGAAUUUCAUCAGGACAUGUCCAGGCGUUAUGGGUCUGCAGCACUUAAAUACCUUACUGCAGAGAGAAACCGGUGAGCCUAUCUGGGGAUAUGGACCUGCCAAGAAUCGUAUGGACGGACUAUAUAAAGAUGUCGUUCAUACAAAGAGUUUUGUCUCUUGUUGAGUUCAGAAACAUGGCUUCCUUUACUCCCCAAAAAAGUAUGGACAGCUAAAUACGGAUUUACUUAAGAGACCAUAAAAGAGAGCAUCUUGCUUCUUAUGGCGAAUACAUGAGGACCAGACACACGUUGCCUUAGGAACAAUGCAAACGUAUGGAUUUCCUUUAUGACUUUUUUUAAAUCUGGACCUGUAUAAAGAACUGAGACAAUCAAAACAUUUUCCUGUUCACUUUAUAGUGAGUCGCCACCACUGGAUUGAGAUAUUUUGUUUGUUCUCACCCACUUUAAGUGUAAUAUAUUUAAAUUAUUGAAGUCUGAUUUGAAAUGGAUAACAGUCAGGGCAGGAUUCCUGCCUGAUUCUUGGAGAAAAAUAAGAGACCCGUAAUAAAUAUAUAUAUAUGUAUGUAUAUGUAAAUAUAUAUACUGUACUAUAAAUUCAUUUUUAUACACAUAAAGCAAUACAAUACUGACCAGUUUUAGAGCAAAGUGCAUCUCCGAUUUAUAUCUAUUUUUGUUUGUAUACAGACAUCCCACAUAGGGAAUGUUUCCAAGAAGUAUCCUGACAAGUUUUGUACUUCUCAAAUUAAAGCAUUUAUAUAUUUUUA
Molecule: messenger RNA, 3054 nt
Organism: Bombina bombina (fire-bellied toad)
Lineage: Eukaryota; Metazoa; Chordata; Amphibia; Anura; Bombinatoridae
Gene: LARGE2
Product: LARGE xylosyl- and glucuronyltransferase 2
Exons: 14
Coding region: 444-2366 (640 amino acids)
Biological process (GO): protein O-linked glycosylation via mannose
Molecular function (GO): xylosyltransferase activity; glucuronosyltransferase activity
Source: RefSeq, a predicted model, not a curated record